This is a messenger RNA of Spirometra erinaceieuropaei, 600 nucleotides long. NCBI's taxonomy places the organism in Eukaryota, Metazoa, Platyhelminthes, Cestoda, Diphyllobothriidea, Diphyllobothriidae. The record is from the annotation of a GenBank genome assembly.
AUGUUUGCAGACGCUGUGGUGAUCCCAUCUUCCCUCCGACCCUCUGUACUACGCCAGUUCUGUGCUAACCACGCUGGUACCAGUCGAGUAAAGUCUGUUGCUCGCAGUUUUGCUUACUGGCCGGAUAUCGACGGCGACAUCAAUGACGUGGUUCGACGCUGUUUCCGAUGCCAGCAAGUGGCCAGGAUGCCGCAUCGUCAACCUCCAAUACCAUGGCAAUCACAGGAGAGACCGUGGUCACACGUGCAUAUCGAAUUCGCUGGCCCAAUUAACGCAGUCUCCUAUCUAAUCUUGGUUGACGCCUACUCGAAGUGGCCCGAGAUAGCUCAACUGAAUUCAGCGACCGCAUCUGCCACUAUCGUCUUCCUACGAUGCAUCUUUAGCCAUCAUGGCUUACCAGAAGACUUAGUUUCAGAUAAUGACUCUCAGUUUACAUCGUCGCCGUCUGAGGAUUUCUGCCGUCAGCAAAUCAUCCAGCAUCUUCGCUCACCACCGUACCAUCCUCAGGCUAACGGUCAGGCGGAGCGUUUUGUCGUCACGUUUAAGAGAGCACACGGGGAGGGGACCACGGACAAAAUAGUCCAGACGAUGAUACGAUGA